AUUCAUAGUAUAUAUAAUUAUAGCAAGCAAUUCAGCGAACAGGAUAAAAUCUCAAGCCUAGCUAGAAAACGUAGAGUGGCUAAAAAUCCUACAUAGCUAAAAUUCUAUCCCAAAAUCAGCCCUUAUCACCAAUAUAGCAUGGUGCUGUUGUUCGGGUUUCCUGUAAUUCAUCCUUAAUUUCAAGUUAAUUUUUUCCGUCCGUUAUUACGGGCAACACGAUGCCGUAUGCUGCAGGUGGCGUUAACCCGCACGCUGCACGAGUGAAGAGAAGGAGCCGGCUAUGCAGAAUUAUACUACAACGCGUACAGUACAGUUUGUUGACUGUGUAAUCGUUCCAGCAGCAUAGGCAAGGAGCACUGCAGGCUGGUCUGCUCAGGUAAUACUGUCCUGGCAGUUGUCCGUGGAACCGGCAUCGGCAUCCAAGUGGAAACGGCAACGCGAGCGCUCUGGCGAUCAUGUUGGCAUCUGUACACAGUAUUCACCAACACACGGCUCUCUCUAUAUUUGUGUCCGACACAUUUUCUUCCCUAAAAUGCCGACUAAUUAUCACAGACUGAACUCGCCCACUACCGUCCGCCGGGUUUUCGGGGAAGUGAGCCGCGGGAAGAAGCUGCUGGCGGGAUUACUGCUGCUGGCGUUGGCGGCGUUUUGCCUGUAUGGCUGGAAUUGGCCCGGUGGCGCCAUCAGCGGAUCCGCGGCUAACAUCUCCGACGCGGCUAUCCAUGCCCCGACCUCGCCGGUCACGGUGGUCACGGCGUACUACCGGAUCCCCUCCAAGCAGGCCGAGUCCGUCUACCUGCAGUGGAUGCGCAACUUCCUCCCGCACAUCCCAUGUUUCCUGUACAUCUUCACCGACGCCGCCUCGGCGCCGCGGCUGCGCACCCUCCGCGCCCCCCACGCCAACCGCACGCGGCUGGUGGUGCGCGAGCUGCCGGCACUGCACGAGUACGCCAAGAUGGACGCGUGGCGGCGGCUGCAGCAGACCGACCCGGAGACCUACCAUACGCCCGAGCUGUAUCUGCUGUGGAAUGAGAAGCCGUGGUUCGUGCAGUGGGCUAUCCGCGACAACGCCUUCCGUUCGCAGUAUUUUCUGUGGUGCGACAUCGGGUCGUUCCGGGCGCCGGAGCAGCUGCCGGCCCUGCGGGCCUUCCCGGAUCCCGGCGUGGUGGCGGCGCGCCUCCCGGAUCCCGCCAAGCUGGCGCUGCUGCUGCUGCGCCCCUUCGAUGCCGCGACGGAGUACGUGGAUGCCCGGGGGUUCCCGUCGGCGGUCCUGCAGCGCGCCGGGACGAAUCACAUUGGGGGAGGGAUUAUGGCGGGGACGCCGGCGGCCUGGCAGGUGUGGAUUGGGCUUUAUGAGGCCAUGCAGACGCUGUAUCUGCAGCGCGGCCUCAACGCCGGCAAGGACCAGAAUGUGAUGAAUGCCGUGGCGCUGCGCUAUCCGCACCAUGUCCAGCUGGUCAGUCCCCGGCCGUAUCUCGGCGGCCGCGGCAAUCCGUGGUUCUACCUUCAGUAUUACUUUGCCGUGCUGGACUGAGUGGUGAAUAUACGGCUAAUUAAUAAAACAUUUAUACCGGCUCUUUGCGCUCCAUGGUCUGUGCUACUCGGUUGGCGUGGUUGGCCUAGUGGGCUGCUCAUUGUGUGUGCUGCAGUAGCACCCUCCUCCAGAUUUAGGAAUUAAAGAAAUAAACCGUAGAUGUUUGCAGUACACAUCAACAUGACACUCGAAAGUCGUACAGCAUAUGUGUGGUUUUGUUAACCUGUGAUAAAACG
Molecule: messenger RNA, 1770 nt
Organism: Paramacrobiotus metropolitanus
Lineage: Eukaryota; Metazoa; Tardigrada; Eutardigrada; Parachela; Macrobiotidae
Exons: 2
Coding region: 533-1534 (333 amino acids)
Source: RefSeq, a predicted model, not a curated record